Molecule: messenger RNA, 4057 nt
Organism: Actinia tenebrosa (Australian red waratah sea anemone)
Lineage: Eukaryota; Metazoa; Cnidaria; Anthozoa; Actiniaria; Actiniidae
Product: prolactin-releasing peptide receptor-like
Biological process (GO): G protein-coupled receptor signaling pathway
Cellular component (GO): plasma membrane
Molecular function (GO): neuropeptide Y receptor activity
Source: RefSeq, a predicted model, not a curated record
AAUCAAUCACAUGGGUUAUUCAUAACUUGGUGUUAAAUUACGAAACGCCCUUAUUGAUUCAGGUGUAAUCGCAAUUUGUAUUUUCAUGAAUUAAGCUGAGCUUUUCGGAGUGUUUUAGGGCUUCAGCUUCCUUAUGUAGACUUUAAAGCUUUUGAAUUUCAAGUUGUACAGAAUAUACGAAGUGAGAAAUACGUCGCUGGCAAUUGUGGAAACGAAAGGCUUGCCGGAUUUGACAAGACGCAUUACGAGGAAAGUACCAUUUAGCUUUAAAUCAUUUACAAGAAAAGAACUUUGUGUUUAAAACUCGAGUUCAGAUGAGCUGUUCAAGGCAAAGAGCAAGAUAUAUAGAUAGUACGUGGGGGCUUUGUUGGUGAAAUUUGAAGAAGAGAAAUCCUUCUUGAGGGAAAAACAUCUGGUACGAUGUUGCAAGUUUUGAUUUUUCUGUAGCCGGGUACGGUUCCAAAAUGAUUCUGAUUGGAAGGGAUACAAAUUCAUCUGAAUGUAAGAACAAGAUAUAAGUAUAUCAUAUAUAUGCUCUCUAGCGAAAAAUAUAUAAGUGACAACUGAAAAGGAACUUAUAAAGAAAUUAUCUGGAAUCAAAAGAAAAAAAGACUAAAAUUUGGUUAUAUAAUGGACACAUGAAAACAGCUGCGGCUUCCUACAGAGCAUUGUCAGUCUUAGACUUGACGUUAUGCUUGAAUUCGAACCCUUAAAUUAACGCGCACUAGCCAGACCACACAUUUUCCAAUCAAUUUGAGUACUUUUAUCUUGUGUUUCACUGGAAACUUUAAUUUCGCGCUGUCAGCUUUCGCUGUAUCCGGUGGCGCACACUGUGACUGAGUUUGGGCCAUUUUUGAGUGUUCGAAUCCUUCCUUCAGAAGCAAAAAUGUCCAAUUCACAAAAUGACGACCGCGUAUUUUCAAACAUAAGUACACAAACCGAACAAGAUAGCAAAGAACACUACCAAUAUAGCAACUACGGUAUCAGCGGUCAGGGAAGCAAGAUUGAACACAUUAUCUUAACUUGUGCGUACACCAUUGUCAUCUUAGCAGGACUAAUUGGUAACCUGCUUGUCAUACGAGCAGUCAAGAUCAACCAGUCAAUGCACACGACUACAAACUUUCUUAUCGCCAAUAUUUCAACUGCAGACCUCAUCACAAUGUUGUCUUGUCUUCCUUUCGUUAUUUUGAAAUUCUAUAGCCACCCAGAUGGAAUGGUUGGAAAAAUGGUCUGUAUCCUCAUCACGAAGAAUAACUUAUCUUGCAUUACCUUGUCGGUAUCGAUCAUUUCGCUAUGCAUCUUGGCCGUGGAGCGCUACCAUGCGUUGAUCAAACCAAUGCAACAUCGAUUGCGAAUGAACAAAGACAAUGUUUUAUACGUAGUGUUUGCUAUAUGGCUUUCUUCCGUGGUGAUCGCUCUUCCUCUGCUUAUAUACACCGACUAUGACCAACAGCUUCAUCGCUGUCAGUUCACUUUCAGUUCUCAAGUAUACUGGAUUGCAGUCGGUACCGUAACUUUUCUCAUCCUUGUUACCAUCUGUUAUUGUUACUUCAAGGUUUUACGAGAAAUUUACCGCAAAAGGAUACUGGGGACAAUACCAGGAAUAACGCCACAAACACGUAUCAAUGAGGUCAGAAGUAGAAGGAAACUUGUCAAGCUUUUGCUGAUACUUACAUGUGCGUUUGUCUUCUUUUUCACCCCAAGGCUUGUCUACCUGUUUUUCGCAUCGAUGAUACCAAAUGACGUUCGUUUAUCAUUUCGUAGAUUGUCAUUCUUUCUAAUUGUUUGUAAUUCCUGUGUGAAUCCUAUCAUUUGCGCUUUUCAAAGUGAGAAUUAUAGAAGUGCAUUCGAGAGGAUGCUUGGAUUCAGGAGCAGACGGAUCGAGGUUGAACCGUCUUCUUUUUCGAUGAGAAGAGUGGAGAGACAAUUGACUUUUAAAUCUCUUAGGUUUCAGGAAUCUCAGUGUUAAUGCUUGAGGAAAUGAUAAUCGAAGAAAGACUGAACAUUAUCAAAGUAACAACAACAAAGAAAUUCCAUGCUUUAAUCAAGAAGAGGAACUCUCAAAAAUAGAACAAACUUCGGCAACGAAAUAUCGGCAAAUUAGAAUCAAAGACAAAUAGCAUACAUAACAGCAUUAACAACAGAAGAAACACCAACAACUGCGUCAAUAUGAACAGCAGUAACAAUAGCAACCACAACAACGUAACAGAACCCACUCGAUAACAACAGCAACAACAGAAAAAACAACAGUAGCAGCAGAAGGAAGAGCACCAACAACCGCAUAAAACAAGGCUAAUAACAGAAAAGAAAGGAAGGAAGGAAGAAACAAAGAAAGAAAAGAAAGAGAAGGUGGACCCAAAUACAGGUGCAUUUCCCUGGCAAUCACUUCCUGUUGUAGGGCAAGAACAAGGUAUGACAAAAGAGUUUUAUUUCCAAAAGAAAGAUAACCUUAUUUCUUUGCCUCACAACGAGAAUGCCAUAAAACCCUUCUGGACGGAAAUUAAAAGAAAAAGAAAUAGGGAGAGAAAAUUAAAAUAGCCUAUUGAAAGAUGAUAGAAACCAUCUGACACAGCAAAAGGUAUAAGUUUUCAUAACAAGCAUGUGUCAGUUCAUGCUGAACAGGUUAGUUUUCUAUGCAAACAACUCGCCAUCACAUGUAAACUGGACCUACAUUAGCGGAAGCAACUAGAAUAUCAAGUGUAAACAGCACAGAUAUUCAAAUCGACAGCGCAAGCCUGGACUGAAUACACGAAAAAAAACAUAUUGAUCGGCGAAAAAUUAACAACUGCAAAUAAAGACGACUAGACUGAAAAGGAAUCAUUUAUUUAUUUAUCAUUUAUUAUGGAAUUAUUAUAGAACAAUGUCGAUAAUAAGUUAGUCACGCCCUUGGUGUAAGUGUUGUGAUUGCUAUCAAGUUUUUCGUGUCAACUAAGAAAUCAUAAUUAAUUAAAGAAUAAAUCCUAAAGCUUAAGAUUAUGAUGCUUUGUGGAGGGUGCAAGAGAAAAACCUUAGAGGUUAAACACUAGCUCUGGCACCCUAAAAUGACACAGAAGAAAACAGCAAAGAACAGAGUGUGUAAGGUGUAUAAGGUGUAUAAGCGAAGAAGCGAAUAGGACUAAGCUAGGAGCGUAUCCAGAUUUUUUCCCCUUUUACUACAGUGCGGUUUUCGAUAUUCUGCAAACUCUGGCAUUUUAGCGCCUUGCUGAGAAGUUGGUUUUUCACUGCCGCCAGUCAAGAACAUAAAAGGUACAGAUUGAUUACUUUUGAUUGACGGCAACAAAAAACCAACUACUUCAACGUGCAGCUUGUAACUAUUGCGGAGAGUUCGCAGAAUAUCGAAAACCACAGUCACAUAGCAUGCACCAGGAUCUUUUAUCAAGAGACUACUACAUCAUCAUUAGUCUGAACUAAGAUGAGAGUAUGUGGACCACGUGGCACUAAUGAAAUAGUAGAAGAUAAUAUAGGUAAGUUGUAGUGCUUGUAUAUUUUAGCCUGUGCUAUACCAAUGAGUAGCGUACGUAUCCGCCCUCGAGAAAUCGUGUCGGUAUCGUGGUGUUUUGAGCAGGACGGGGACCGAGAAGAAGGAUUCCCUCCUUCCAAGUCCCCCGACCAAUCCCAACGAUUUCUUGAGGCCGAUCAUAUAUACGUAGGCUAGAAAACAAGCUAAACGAAGCAGUGUGGAAAAUGACGUCAUAACCACCAAAACGAAAAUCGGCUAAAUCAACUAACUUCGUAUUUUUUGUCAAAAGAAGGAAGGAAUCUGAGUCAGCAAACUAAAAAGCUCUAUCAGUAGCAAAACGUUAACGCCGGUCAUCAUCAAUUUGACUCGUUACCGGUACUAGCGACCUUAUAGAUACGAAGACGAGUACGAGAUCGAGUACGAGUACCAGUUUUAAAAUUGGUCCUGUGCACGUGGUUAACACUAAAUCGUAGUCGUCGAUUUCCCAUUUUUUACCAUCUGAAGUUUCAAUCUACGUACACGAUCACGACUACAAAAAGAUAGUGCCUCUCUUUAAAAGUUAAACACUUGUACUCGUACUCGUUCUCGUCCCGGGGG